Cantharellus anzutake is the source of this 6199-nucleotide messenger RNA. RefSeq names its product transcription factor/nuclear export subunit protein 2-domain-containing protein. Gene Ontology annotation, biological process: mRNA processing; mRNA export from nucleus. NCBI's taxonomy places the organism in Eukaryota, Fungi, Basidiomycota, Agaricomycetes, Cantharellales, Hydnaceae. The record is from RefSeq and is a predicted model, not a curated record. Gene Ontology annotation, cellular component: THO complex part of transcription export complex. The coding region runs from base 414 to 6053 and encodes 1879 amino acids. The transcript has 20 exons. Gene Ontology annotation, molecular function: mRNA binding.
GCUUGAUUGAGGCCAAAUCGCACAUCGCUAAUUUCCCCCAUGCUGACGCAAUUCAUGCUUUCACGACGAUUCUGACGGCUCUCGUUCAGUCUACUCUCGACUAUACUCCGAAUCCAUUGCAGGUCAGCUUGCUCGUUCCUAGGAUUCAGGAACUUGUCCAAUCAGCCCCGUCAUCCUCUGGCCAAACGUUACGUUCCGACAUUAUCAAUAUUAUAAUUGAUGUGAUUUGGACGGUGGAUGCUGGGCUCGAGGAUUCACGCGUGGCGUCAAAACUGCUUUUUAGUACUGAGGUGGAUAAAGCGAAAGUCGAGGGAGACAGACGGAGGCUUGCGAACUUAGUGAUAGGUCUGCUGGCCACGGGAAUAUUAUCUCCUUCUCUGUGUAGGGAAUCAUUCGAAACCCAGCUACUUUCCAUGGCCGGGCUUGUUAAUGAUCUCACCCAAUUCGAGCGAAAACUCACUAGAGUUCGAACGACAACAUACUAUAAGCAGACUACGUUCAACCUACUUCGGGAGCAGUCUGAGGGCUACUCGAAACUAAUGACAGAACUAGUGGCGGCCGUGGGGCUUGCCCACGAUCCAUCAACUGGUCUACCUGCGGAAUCUAUGGCUGAGCUGCGAGCUCGUGCUCAAGUUGCAUGGAACAAAGUUGUCGGGCUUAUGGGGGUCUUUGAUCUGAAUCCCAACCGGGUUCUGGACGUUAUCCUUGACAUCUUCGCAAACCAUGUACUCAAUCACUAUUCAUUCUUCUUGGAGCUGUUAAGGCUGUCUUCUUGGGCUCCUUCGUCUAUCGAAUCUCAGUAUGAUAAAUCAGCAACUGUAGUGUCGGCAGGAUCGUACGAGGGAAUGAAGUUUGAAGAUGUGCUCAUGAUUGCGGAGCUGGGGCCUAAUGUCCCAGACCCACCCAGACCAACAUCUUCUUCGGUACUUGCCCAAAUCCUGGGAUUUAAGUACGUUCAGAAUGUGACGAUGGAUGCUUCCCGACUGGAUACACUCAAACUUCAUGCCGUAGCGGCUCUUCUCAUCCGAGAAGGCUUCAUACACCUGGAGGAGUUGUAUCCCCAUCUCUCUCCGUUAGACGAAGAGAUGGGGAAGGCUGAGGAGCAGUACCAACAAAAUAUGAAACAGAAAGCUAUUGCCGCACAGUCAUCUGGUGGGCCGAGUAUGGGGGACUCACCCCUCAAGAGUUCUGCCGCAUCCAGUAGAUCUCGAACUUCGGCUAGUUUGGAUGGUGCGAAGUCUGGCAGCCCGAACAUUCCAAAGGAACCCCCCAACCAGAAAUACCGACUGCUGAGAUUUUUACUCUGCUUAGGGGCACUGCGACCAGCGAUCUACUUAUUAGCUCAAUUUCCCUGGUUGCCGUGUGCGCACACCGAACUUUCUGAUAUUAUCCUAUAUAUGGUCCGUUGGUCAAUUGCACCUCUUCAUCAGCCAUUCUCAAAAGCCGCGGAGCGUAUCACUGCCAAGAACCACCCUAUAACGGAUCGCAUUAUUGUUGAAAAUGGCUCUCCUCCUAAAAUUAUCCCCAAGAAGAAGGCCCUGACCUCCACUUAUCCUGUCCCUCAGUCUAACCAGUACACCGAGUUCGUCUUCUUUUAUCCUGCGUCGCAAAAUCAUAUUCCAGUGUGCUCGAAUGUCCGGGAACUCUUCACUGUUGCAGAGCCUCUCCUCCGAUAUGUCAAAGUCAAUGCUUGCCGUGACAUUGGUCUACUUACCCAUAUUUGCCGCAUUGGGAAGGCCGACCUCAUCGAGGGUAAAUCGUUCGGGGACGAUGCCUUCAGAAGCCGCUUGAGCGAGUGGCGUGGGAUGCUUCGUCUGUAUAUCCUCCCUGCCUUAUCGAUGACGCGCGCCAAUGCAGCAUUCAACGUCGAGGUUUGGAACGUGUUGAAGUUCUACGAUCAGACUGAGAGGUGGGGAAUGUACGGCGAAUGGGCCCAGUCACAUGCGUUGUAUCCAGAGGUGAAGGUUCGACAUGUGGAGGUAACAAGAGAAGUCCGUAGUAUCCUCCGACGAGUGACAGCAAACUCGACAAAUAAACUUUCUCUCCCUCUCGCUAAGCUGGCCCACAGCAAUCCUUGUCUCGUCUUUGCUGAGUCGGUCAGACAGUCAAUGGCUUAUGACAAUCUUAUCGAGGCGAUCGCGGAGUCAGCACGUUCGCUGACAUAUCUGGGAUAUGAUGUCCUCGUGUAUUCCGUAUUAACUGCAUUUACGAAUUCUGCCAAGCCUCGCAUGAAGGAAGACGGAACAUCAGUUGCUAUGUGGCUCCAGAGUUUGUCUACGUACACUGCCACCCUCUACAAGAAAUUCGGGGGGUCCAUGGAUUCAGGCCCUAUCCUCCAGUUGCUCGCUCACCGUCUGAAAAACUUCAGAUCUGCAGAUCUCAUCAUUCUCAAGGAGCUCAUUGCUAAAACUACCCAGAUACAACCUCAAGCAAAUCUGACAGACGAUCAAGUUGCUUGCAUGGGUGGUGGUUCAACUCUGCACCCAAACAAGAACGGCAUCCGACGUCUAUCAGGAGCGCUCCAGAGAACGGACCUUACUGUUGCAUUAUUAGUCCUCAUCGCUCAACAGCGGGAGUUUUGUAUCGAGACCGUAGACAAAUCUGAAGAACAUCUGAAACACAUCAGCAAUCUCUAUGAUGAGUGUCAAGCGAUCCUAUUCCAAUAUGUGGAGUUCUUAAUUUCAGCCUAUGGAACUGAUUAUGCCAGCUUGCUUCCAUCUCUGCAUGAACUAUGUACGACGUAUAAGCUCCAGCCUGACAUUGCGUUUCACAUCUGGCGACCUGCCCUUCAUGAUCCCAUUUUGACGCAUAAUAUCACAUUCAUCCGUGCGUUUGAGGAGAAGAGGAUACAGAAAGCUAAAGAAGAUUCCGAAGCAGCUGAGAGACGAUUAAAGCAGGAGCUCGCCGCUAAACGCGCUCAAUCACAGGCCACCGCCUCUCCCAGCCCUUCUGCCUCGCCACUUCCAGGAGAGGGCAUGGAAAUCAUUUCCAAAGAUUCGAAGCAGGAGAAUAUGCCUCCUUUCGAGAGUGUCACGUCCAUGGAAGUUGAUUCUCCAACUACGAAACAAGAAUCGAAUGCAACUCUUGGGCUAAGCAACAAUGGCAACGUGGACGAAGUCCCCACUUGGCUGCCUCAGCUUGUUCCUAUCAUGGAGUCGGCGGAAAGGGUGCUGCCUGCUAGUGCACUUCGAGUAUUCAGUCCCGGCCUAUAUGUCACGUUCUGGCAGAUGAGCAUGUACGACUUGGUGCCUCUCCAAAAACCGACGGAAAGAGAAGUUAGCAAAAUCAACAGUUAUCUUAAGAGUAUGCCGUCAAGAGAUCGGGAUAGACGCACCGAGGAACACAUGCAAGCUACCCGGAAGGCUUUACUUGAGGAGUUCACAGAGCAGAUCGACAACAGACAAGCUACACAGGAGCGACUUAAUAGGGAGAAGAAUCAUUGGUUCAACCCAGAUGCAACUGCCCAGGAAGCUGUCAGGCAUUUCACUCAGCAUUGUUUACAUCCGCGAAGUCUGCUUUCACCUACGGACGCAGAGUUUUCAGCAAGAUUUCUAAAACAGCUCCAUUUGAUUGGGACACCGCGAUUCUCAUCACUGAGUGCUUAUAAUAAUGCGAGUGAUCUAUUCGGCCAGCAUCUCGCCAAUCAGAUAUUUUGCCUCUCAGAACAUGAGAUCUAUAACUUCAGCCGUUUCUACAGAAUUGUGCUCGAAGACCUUGAUGCGUUUAGCACGGAUGAAAAAUCCUUCAAAGGAGGGGGGAAGAAUCUCCAAGCUCGCGCACUACCCGGUUUUGCAAAGAAGUUUUCCCCCGCGGAGGAGGUGACCUACGCUGAAUUGAUAACAAUUGCAGAAUUCACCGGACUCGUCGGAAAAUUUAUCAUGAGACUCAGGAAGUCCAUCAUUCAGCUCCUCUCCUCUGACACCUACGUUGGAGUACGAAAUGCUGUCAUCUUCCUUAAUGGGAUUUCGUCUGUCUUUCCUAAAACGACAAGCCAGGGUAACGCUAUCAAAGCAGUUAUUGAGCCUCUAGUUGGCAGCGAAAAACGACCAGAUUUGCAAGUUUUGCUCAAAUCGUAUAAUACUCUGCUUCAAACGCGGAAAUCAAGUUGGAUCUCGGACGUUGCCGGGAACGGCAAUAGCAAUGCAGAGCCUCCACCACCGCGUUCAGCCUCUCCUGUCACCGCAAACCUUCCUUCGCGACCUGCAGAUGUGAUCAUGUUGGAGCCCCCAUCGCUGUCAAAUGCUCUAGUCGCUCAAGCUACUGACCCCAAGGAUCCCAUCGCAAGCAUUCCUCGUCCAGCAGUCGUUAGGCGGGUACGAGGUGAGGCGGCGUCUUCGGAAAUUUCGCGGGCCGGCACCCCCGAGAGUCUCCCCGCUAAGCCUUCUGCAAUGCUUCAGGAGGGACUAAAACCUGCUCCAUCUGCUUCGCUCCCAAAAACACCACAGGUCGUGGUAUCCCCCCCUGCUCGUCGCAGACCCGAUUCGGCAAAUCCAAUACCAGGCCUCCCACCUCGUCCUCAAUCCCAAGAAGAUGUAAACGCAAGAAAGCAAGAUAUGCCACCACCCGUGGCCCCCAGCUCAACAUCUGCUGCGCAAAACAUCCGCGUCAAUACUGGCCACCCCGCUGACCCCAUCCUUGAUACUGCACCUCCACGUCCACUGACAUCCGACUUGGUGAAGGACAAGGAGCUUUCCACUCCCCGGCCACGUACGCCAACUGAGCCCAGCAAGGACCGAAGGCAGAGUCCUUCAAGCAAUUCCCGCUCGCGCGCUCCGAGUGUUGAAAGUCACUCGAGUGCACGAGAUGAUCGCCCCAAGGCUGAUCGUGAUCGUGACCGGGAACGGAGUGAUAGAGAUCGCGGAGGCUCCAAAGACGAGAUCAAGGACCGGCCUAGGGUUGGUCGCCUCGAAGAUGAUGAUAGGUCACGAGAUCGAAGUGGGCGCGACCGAGACAGAGAUAGAGAUGCUCACAGAGACCGUGACUCUGGUCGUGACCGUGGAACCAGGGAGAAAGAUAUCAGAGAUGCAAGGGAUCGAGAUAGGCGCGGAAGGGAGAAAGAGGAUGGAAAAAGAGACCGUGACAGAGAACGCGACCGGGACAAUAAGGAUUCGGACAGAGAAUGGGACCGCCCUCGAGACAAGGAUCGCUCUUCCAGAAGGGAUGGCGCUCCCGAACCCGGCCCCCGGAGAAUGAUGGACGCUAAUGGCGCCGGUGGAGCUAUUCUAUCAAGAUCUUCAAGACGUGACUCCAAAAAUGAAGACCUCACUGACAGAGAGCGAAGAGGUGAUGAUUCGUCCCACAAACGCCGCCGCGGGGACGAAGACGACUCCCAGUCUGCGAAGCGCAUUCGUGGAAGCGAUGGCUCUCGCUAUGCCGCCUCAGAAAAAGAUCGCGAUCGCGAUCGCGAGAAUGGGCGGGAUCGUUACCGCGAUGACCGCAGCCGACGCGACCGCGAUACUCGUGACACGCGGGACGAUAACAGGCGUGACAGUACUCGCCGCUCGCGGAAGGAUCGUGAGGAAGGCGGUUCCACACCUCCAAAGAAAAUCUCCGAAGAUAAUAUGACCUCUGGUCCUCCGCCAACUGCCCCCCGCGCGAAUCGCACACGAGAUUCUCCACGCGAUAUCGGUGAUACCACUCGAGCCCCAAGCUCGUCUGGAACGCGUCAGCUUGCGACCUCCUCUCGCCUGGCCGAUCGGUUGUCAGUUGCCCCAAACGAUUCCUCGGCACCUAAGGAUGAUGGAAAGGGAAAAUCUCCAGCUGAAGGUAAUUCUGCGGCAAACGGUGCCGAAGCUGCGAAAGAUGUUGCGCAGCCUCCUGAUUACACGCCCUCUUCCCGAUCCCCUGUACCCCGCGGAGAUUCUGCAGGCCCUUCAAACAAUAAGAAACGCACGUCGUCUCACAUUUCUGCAGCGCACGAAGCAACGGCGGGGGCGAAAUUGUUUGCGGCUGCCAAUGCUGCCGCAGGUUCUGGCAGUGGAAGCAAUGGUGGGGGGGCUACGAAAAGAGUAAAGAUUGACAGGACUCGAAGAAGUGGUCCGAAGAUGGAUUAGGAUCAAAUAGUUAAUGACGUUGUAUCUUUGUUCUAGUGUAUUGUGUAGAUGACGCUGGGUGCAACUCCCUGGACAAUUCAUGCUCCCGUUCUCGUUUGGGCGCGACCCAGCGCUACAAGUAUGAGUCCUGGGAAAGAAUGAAGGCC